CAGUUUUAUAUAUAACAAGAAUGAUUCAGAGAAAUUGGUUAACUUAUGAUAGUCACCAAAAGUUUUGAUAGUUAAUGCAUGGUAAUGUUCCAUUUCUCUUGUUUAUUUUUCUCUAAUUGUUUAUCUGUCUUUUAAAUAUACAGGCACUCCUGGUAUCACAGAUUAUGUAAUGGUAGAGCUUGAGAAGUUGGGUCAGAAAUAUCCUGUGGCUCUGAGGGCCCAUUAUAUGUUGAAAUAUUUGCCUCGCAUCGAACGGGCUUAGCAGUCCGUAUAAUCAUCCCCAGAUACUACUUACCCAGUCGACCUUCUCCUCCGGCCUAACCACGUCAGAGCCCUUCACGGUGACGUCGGCACCGUUAAAUUGCCAUUUCGGAUUGACCCAAAAACCCUGUUCGCCACAACCCGGUUCAAUUCACAUCUUCACAAACUGAUACAGGAAUAGUAUACGUAAGCUAUGGAGGGAGAUACAGUGCGCAGUGAACAUCAGGAGGAAGAAGAAGAAGAAGAAUAUGUAUUGCUUGAUCUUGAUUCUGUUUACUCCCAGCUUCAGAUUCCACCAAACGCACCAUAUGUACUUUCAGGUUUGGAUACAAUGCAACCAGUAUUGAUUCUAGAUGGCAAAUUUAAGUUGGUGUCGAGAAGGACUUAUGAAAUGAUAGCAACAUAUGGGAUUAUUUUUGGAAUGAUUGCUAGAAUGGUGAGUUACAUUGGAAUAUUGGAUGGCAUCAGAUCGGUCAGUGGGAUGAGACAAUUGGGACAUGUCUUUUAUUCAAAGAGGAAGUUGUCCCUGUUGUUCACGAAGAAACAGGACCAUCAGAAGCAAACCUUUUUGCUGGCAAAUGCAUUGUUGAUCAAAAGCAAUCUUCAAGCAAGCAAGUAAAACCAGUUGGCCGCACUCAUAGGAUUCUAAAAUUCAGAUUGGCACCAAAUUUUGACUCUCCUAAUACUGCAUCUGCACAGACUGAGCAAGUAAAUUUGUAGAUCUUUUGUAGCGACUCUAAGUGAAACUGGUAUGAGAGGUUUAUACCUAUGUUGAUGUUACUAGCUUAUUAGCAUAAUUCUCCUUGUAAAGGUCUAUUCUAACAAGAUUAAAACUACCCUUUUAUUUCAACUUACAUGAAAUUAAGGGUGUUUCUAAAAACACAUGUAGAAAUGCAAUUCAAUUCUUAGUGCUUAA
Messenger RNA from Rosa chinensis, 1177 nucleotides. RefSeq lists its product as uncharacterized. The record is from RefSeq and is a predicted model, not a curated record. Lineage: Eukaryota; Viridiplantae; Streptophyta; Magnoliopsida; Rosales; Rosaceae. Gene Ontology annotation, cellular component: transcription factor TFIIIC complex. The transcript has 7 exons. Bases 455 to 880 code for a protein of 141 amino acids. Gene Ontology annotation, biological process: transcription by RNA polymerase III.